AUGAAGAAAAAUAAAUUCUUCUCCAUCAUAGCUGAUGAGGUUACUGACUCUGCCUGCAAGGAGCAGCUCAGCAUGGUGUUGAGAGAUGUGGACCCUGAUGAUUACGUCAGAGAGGACUUGGUGGACUUUCUGGAGUGUGACACGGGGGUUACUGGCAGAAUAGUAGCAGAGAAGAUAACAAACCGCAUCACAGGGUAUGGACUUGACAUCAACAAUUUCAGAGGUCAGGCCUAUGAUGAAGCUGGCAACAUGGCUGGCAGCUCCAAGGGGGCAGCAGCUUUCAUUAAGGAGACCAAUCCCUGGGCCCUCUACCAGCAUUGCUCAUCACAUGCCCUCAACCUAGCUGUUGUUAAGUCCAUCCAGAUCACCAGUGUCAGGAAUAUGAUGGGUACUGUGGACAGGAUCUCAACUUUUAUGGAAGGACAUCCUAAACGAGCAUAUGCUUUUGAGGCAGCUGUCCUGGAGACCCAGCUUGAAUCAAGGAAACACAAACUGAAAAACCUGUGCUGUACUCGUUGGGUGGAACGCCUAGAUGCCCUAGCAACCUUUGUGGAGUUACAUCCCACAGUGGUGGCCUGCUUGGAGAAGAUUGUGGAGGAUGGUCCUGCAAUCUGGUCCACAGACUCACUGACUGAUGCCCAGACCCUGCUACUCGCCAUCACCAGCACAGACUUCAUUGUGUCCCUGGUGAUCACCAACAAUGCACUAGGGUACCUGAAAGGUGUGACCACUAGCCUUCAGGCAGAGGCUAAAGACAUAGUCGAGGCCAUCAGUGAAGUUAACUAUCUUAAAGCAGCACUACAAGAUGUCCGAAACAACAUGGAUGAUCACUAA
This is a messenger RNA of Homarus americanus (American lobster), 834 nucleotides long. RefSeq names its product zinc finger MYM-type protein 1-like. NCBI's taxonomy places the organism in Eukaryota, Metazoa, Arthropoda, Malacostraca, Decapoda, Nephropidae. Bases 1 to 834 code for a protein of 277 amino acids. The record is from RefSeq and is a predicted model, not a curated record. The transcript has a single exon.